AUGUCAACCUAUAAAUUAUACUAUUUUAAUCUUCGUGCCCGUGGUGAAGUUAUACGUUUAAUAUUUAUUGCUGCUGAUCAAAAAUUUGAAGAUGUGCGUUAUGAUUAUUCGGAAUGGGAAAAUCAUAAAAAUGAAAUGUCAUUGGGACAAAUGCCAGUGCUCGAAGUUGAUGGUCAAAAAAUUCCACAAUCAUUGAGCAUUGCCCGUUUUAUUGCCAAACAACUUAAUUUAGCUGGUAACGAUAAUCUAGAACAAGCUAAAGUUGAUAGUGUUGUUGAUACAAUCGCUGACCUAAUGCAACAAUAUUUGACAAAGAUAUUUAUGGUAAAAGAAGAGAGUCAAAAGGACGAGGCUAAACAAAAAUUUUUGAAAGAAGAUGCAACAAAACAAUUGACGAAUUUAGAAAAUUUAUUAACAAAUUAUGGUCAAAAUGGGCCAUUUUUCUUAGGUAAUCAAUUGACAUGGGCCGAUUUAAUGUUUUUUGAGAAAGUUACAACAUUAUCACAAUUGGAUAAAAAUCUCUUAGAAAAAUAUCCAAAAUUAAAACGUUGUCAUGAAGAAGUUGGGCACAAUCCAAAAAUAGCCGCUUAUCUCAAAUCGCGUCCCAACGCAACACACCGUUCUAAUAUAAAAACAAAUGAACAUGAUAGCACUUUUAAUGUCUGA
Molecule: messenger RNA, 666 nt
Organism: Didymodactylos carnosus
Lineage: Eukaryota; Metazoa; Rotifera; Eurotatoria; Philodinida; Philodinidae
Source: the annotation of a GenBank genome assembly